GUGGUCUGUUCUUCGCGGAGAAGAUGCGUAGUUCAGGCUUCACGACCAUGCUGGACCCGUUCCACUGGAAGUACGGCGACAUCAUGAACUGUCUGCUCUACUUGCCGGCUCUGAUGGGAGACGUCUUCUGGUCCGGCGCCAUUCUGGCGGCUCUAGGUGCCACUCUCAAGGUCAUUAUGGAGUUAGACCUGGAGAUCGCCAUUAUCGUGUCAGCCGCCAUUGCCCUGCUCUACACACUGCUGGGCGGGCUCUAUUCUGUGGCGUACACUGACGUCAUACAGCUCAUAUGCAUGUUUAUUGGUCUGUGGCUGACCAUACCGUUCGCUAUGACGCAUGAGGCUGUCGACUCCAUCACCACCAACAGCUCGGACAAGUGGCUUGGUAGCCUGGAAGGUUCCUACGCCGCCAACUACAUCGACUACUACCUCCUUCUCAUAUGUGGGGGAAUUCCCUGGCAGGUCUACUGGCAAAGAGCUCUCUCUGCCAAGUCUGUACAAGGUGCCCAAAUGCUGAGUUUUCUGGGAGCUAUAGGAUGUCUUGUGAUGGCUGUCCCAGCAGUUCUUGUCGGUGCGGUGUCUGCUUCCACCAACUGGAACGCCACAAGUUACGGCCACCCCGCCCUACUCGAGGAGGAUCGAACCCUGACCCUGGCGCUGGUGAUCCGGCACCUGUGUCCACCAGCAGUCACGUUCAUAGGUCUGGGGGCUGUGUCGGCAGCAGUCAUGUCGUCCACCGACUCCUCGGUACUGUCCUCUAGCUCUAUGUUUGCUAGGAACGUCUUCGGAGUCAUCUACGCCCGGAUAUAUGGCACGAAGCCUUCAGACUCCGUCCAGGUAUGGGUGAUGCGGGGUGCCCAGGUGGUCAUCACCAUCCUAGCCUGUCUGAUGGCCAUCUCGGUCAAGUCUGUCUACGGCCUGUGGCUUCUGUGCUCCGACUUGGUUUUCGUCACAAUUUUCCCCCAGCUGAUCUGCGUCAUGUACCUCAAGGACAGUAACGCCUACGGGUCUCUAGCAUCGUUUGUGCUGGGGCUAGUAUUUCGCCUGUUGGGAGGGGAGAAGUCUUUGGAUUUACCGGCGGCCAUUGAGUAUCCGUGCAUUUAGAUAAAAAGGCAAGUUACGUUGACCAGUCCAGCGAGGUAACGGAGAAGCCAGCCACUCUGAGAGAAAGCGUUAGACAUCGGGACGUGACAGAAGGAGGGGAAAAGAAGCCAGUUAUUAUUACUCAGUUAUAGCCCGACAUAAACUCUUGACUGUCUCUUGAAUACUACCCAGAUCUCAUGUAUAAACUCCCAAAUGUGUAUACUUUUUUUAAAAACCAAAGCAAAUAGUUUUACUAUAGUUUUACUAUAUCUUGUGACUAAGGUUUUCAUUCAUCAAAUUCUAAUUGAACUGUUUUUAAGAAGAAGAAAAAAGUU
Molecule: messenger RNA, 1414 nt
Organism: Aplysia californica (California sea hare)
Lineage: Eukaryota; Metazoa; Mollusca; Gastropoda; Aplysiida; Aplysiidae
Product: high-affinity choline transporter 1
Biological process (GO): choline transport; transmembrane transport; acetylcholine biosynthetic process
Cellular component (GO): plasma membrane
Molecular function (GO): choline:sodium symporter activity
Source: RefSeq, a predicted model, not a curated record